CUCUCUCUCUCUCUCUCUCUCUCUCUCUCUCUCUCUCUCUCUCUCUCUCUCCUGUACUAUUCGGCACUCUUCCCCUGCUUACUGUUGGUUUUCCUCCUCCUCUUCGUCCUCCUCCUCCUCCUCAUCAUCAUCAUCAGCAUCAUGCCCUCUCGCACCUAAAUCUUUCAUCUCCGUCCUCAGUGCGGCAGUGACGAGGUAGUGAAUGAGUGUCGAUCAAUGGAAAGUCUCCGAGUGCAGCCAUGAGCGAGAUUCACGAACUCCCGACAAACGUGACCGCGGGCAGGGACGCUUCUGACGCCCUCCAUAGGUCAGGUAAACGGCCGAAGCUCUGGAAGGCCAAGAAGCCGGAAGACAAAGAUGAGGCGGAAAAGGGAGUAGCGCCUGUGGGUAGUGAGGGGAGAAAGAGGGAGAUCAUGAAGCGAAUCGGUGUUGGUGUUGGGAGGGAGAGGCGUCGGGAGAGGACCAUCGCUGCCAUGAAUACGGCUACCACAAGCAACAACAACAAUAACAACAACAACAAGAUAAAGGAGGUGACCAUCCAAGAGGAAGAGCAGAAGCAAAAAAAGAGGAGGAGGAUCCGGAGGAGGAGGAGCGAAAACGACCUGCUGACCGCUAAGUCUCCUCCUUCAGCCCCUUCAGAAGACGCCCCCAUCGUCGGCCGUCGUGCUGGGGGGCUUUUGGCGAGGGCACGGCGGGCUCUUUCCGAAAGGCGACUUAGAAGCGUUAGCCAAGACCCUCAACGCAGCCUCUCCUCCUCCAACCCUGAGGCCACCCCUGACGAGCCUCCGCCUCCUCUGAGUGCCUCGGAGGUGCGUUUCAGGGCUGGGCGGGGCGGCGGGAUCGUGACGGCUUGGGGCUCCCCGCUGCCCUGGCCCCCUGACGCCCCCUCCUCCUCUUCCAGACGUCGUGGCUCCCUGGAUUCCCUCGGGUACCCCACCAGUGCCGCCCCCAGCACCGCCAACGGGUUGGGGUCCGCCUCGUCGCUGGACCAGACCAUGACCCGCUCCCUGGGCUCUCGCGGCUCCCUGUGUGACGAGACGGCCGACGACUGCGACAACAUCAACGUAGUGGUGAGGUGUCGUCCGCUGAAUGAGAAGGAGAAGCACAGAUGCGACGAGAUGAGUAUGCAGUUCCCCGGCGAAGGACAGGCGUGGGUCAACAUGGACGGGAUGAACGGGCAGGCAAUAAACAAGCCCAAAGUCUUUACCUACAACGUGGUGUUCGAACCCGAGGCCACGCAGGAGGACGUCUUGGCGCACUCGGGGGUGAAGCGCCUCCUGGACAUGGCCAUCGACGGCUUCUCUUGCACCAUCUUCUGCUACGGACAGACAGGCUCCGGCAAGACCCACACCCUUACCGGCCCCCCGCACCUGUACUACCAGUCCACAACCGCCUCUUCCAGGGUCCGCAAGACCAAACCGCAGCCCAGUUUCUUCGUGUUCGACAACCAGUCCAAUAUGUUCUCGGAGAGCCACGGCCUCAUCGUGCGCUCCUUCGUGUACCUCUUCAACCAGAUCCAGAGUCGUGACGACAUGGAGUUCACGCUCAACGCCUCCUACCUGGAAAUAUACAACGAAAAGGUGAUCGACCUCCUCAACAUCGGGACCAACACAAAGCCUCUGCAGGUUCGCUGGAGCAAGAAGAAACGCGGCUUCUUCGUCGAGAACCUGUUUGAGAUCGAGUGUGCCGAGCUGGAUGACCUGCUGGCGGUCCUCGAGGAAGGUCUGAGGAACCGGGCGGUGGCGUCUCACAACAUGAACGAGUACUCCUCCCGCAGCCAUACGAUCCUCACCGUCAACAUUACCUCCGAGCAGAAGGCAGAUGAUGGUGUGUACAUAACAAAGAAUGGCAAGAUCAAUUUUGUGGACCUGGCAGGCUCAGAGAUGACAAAGAAGACCAACUCGGAAGGCAAGACUCUGGAGGAGGCCAACAACAUCAAUAAGUCCCUUAUGGUGCUUGGAACGUGCAUUGCAUCAUUGUCUGACCACCGGAGGAAGGAUGGACACAUACCCUACAGAGACUCUAAAUUGACGAAACUUUUAGCAGACAGCCUGUCUGGAAAUGGAGUCACUCUUAUGAUUGCUUGUGUGUCACCUGCCAAGUCCAACAUCAGUGAGACACUUAACACUUUGCGCUAUGCCUCCAGGGCCAAGCGCAUCCGAACCAAGCCUCUCAUCAUCAUGGACCCAAAAGAGAAGGUGAUCUUGAGUCUUCAACAGGAAGUUAGCUUGCUGCGGGAAGAGAAUGCCCACCUCAAGAUGCUCAUUGACCUUGGGGAGAAUGGUGUUCCCCAGGAGGGCCCUCAUGAACUGAAUGGUCACCUGGCAGCACAACCUAAUGGUGUGGAUGUGGAAGAGGAUGUUGCAAAUGCAGGAGGACGCCCAGCACCAGGCUUGAUGUCUCGCCAAGGCUCCUUCAGGAUAGACAAGGACAAGCUGGAAACACUGGAUAACCAGGAGCUGGUGAAGCUGGUGCAGCAGUACAUGGCACAAUACAGCAACAUCAGAAGAGAGAACAAAGAGCUACAGCAAGUGUCAGCAGCCCUGGUCAAGGAUCAAGAGUUGGUGUGUAGAGAAAAUGAACGACUCCUGCGCAAGCUUGAGGAUGUUAACAGGGAUGUGCCACACUCAGACCCCAGAUCACAGACCAAGGGGCUGAAUGACAAUGUGUGUCGCCGCUCCCCCAUCAUCCCUGCCCAGCCCGCAGUGAAUGGGGAGGAGCUUUUAAAUGCCUCUCUUAGUGGCAGCAGCCUUUUCAGAGGUGGGGGAUCAUCUGGAUCAUUCAUUUCCAGGUCUCUGCCCUCCUCCUCCUCCUCCCAGGUGUGGAUCAACCCACUUAAUGAGUCUCGAGGAAAGGACUCAGGCUCAACGCCCUCCAGCAGAGGCAAAAGUGAAGAUGGCAACCGGCAACGUCACGUCCCAGAGUCCAUCAACAAAGAACUGGAGAAAAGGAGAAUUGGCAAAAGCCUGACAGAUCUCACAGGGUCUGGAGGCCCAGGAAGAAGCAGCGGAGGGCGACGAAACAGCUGGGAUGAGAGGAAUGAGAGGAAGCCUCCCAUGAAGAGCAAGAGCAUGUCCCCAGGAAUGGGCACUGGCAGAAGUGGAGGUCGAGGUAAGGCUCGCUCCAAGUCGGUGCCGCGGCCAAAGGGUCGAAGGCGCAAAGACGAGCCCCAGCGUGCUACUGCUUCAGGGGACACAGACGACAGGCCCCAGGGCAUGCAAACGUCGUAGCUGUGUCGCCCCUCUCUUGCCAGAUCUCUUCUGCCGCGACUUCUAGCGCCAAUAAGAAGUUAGCGGCUAGCCUACUGAAGGCCAUCACAUAUAUCCGUCCACUUGUGAUGUCUUGAGCAGAGACUCCUGAAACACCAUCGGCUCCUCUAUCCCCUGGCCGUAGUUAUAUCGCUAGUGCUGGAAAAGGGCCGUGUUGUACCAGUGUGUAGCUCAUACAGUCACUGCAAGAAGUGAUAAUAACUUUUAACAAAUACAGAAAUAUGUAUAUGUAUGUAUCAUCCUCUGCCGUCAUCCUGUCAUUACAAAGCUAUUUUGUAGAGCACAGGCGCCCUCAUGUUGACAUGUACUCGUAAACUGUUGCAUUGCAUCACCCUUAAUCAGUCAAAUCAUCUUCUGAGUUUUGUUGGGUCCCUCAUUUUUAUUGUGUGAGUUUUGUUUUCAAAUUUACUUCGCAGGAAAUAAAAAUCAUGAUGCCUUAAAUUAUAAAUAUCCUUUUUUUAUUCAAUAAGUCGUCUAGUCAUGUAAACUGGAAAUUUGUACAGAACAUAAAGGACUGCAUUAAU
Messenger RNA from Eriocheir sinensis (Chinese mitten crab), 3793 nucleotides. RefSeq names its product kinesin-like protein KIF3A. The transcript is spliced from 21 exons. The record is from RefSeq and is a predicted model, not a curated record. The coding region runs from base 240 to 3230 and encodes 996 amino acids. NCBI's taxonomy places the organism in Eukaryota, Metazoa, Arthropoda, Malacostraca, Decapoda, Varunidae. Gene Ontology annotation, molecular function: ATP binding; microtubule motor activity; microtubule binding. Gene Ontology annotation, biological process: microtubule-based movement.